AUGUCUGCUCCUACCAGAAUCGUCCACCACAGGAGGACGACAAUCACAGCUCUGCCUCUGUACCACUCUGGACACCUGCAGAAGAAAAACACAGCUGAGAAGGAUUUCAAGAAUUACUAUGGAGAGCUCCGUGGAGCCACGCUGUUUCUGUACGAGGAUGAAUCACAGGAUACAGACACAGAGAAGCUGGAGCUGGAGCAGCUUAUGUCCAUGGAGUCCAAUUGUCCGUAUCAGAGGGAGAAGCCGACCAUCUUCACCCUCAGCCUGCUCACAAAGGAGGUGCAGCUGAAGAUGGACAAUCCUUUCACAGGAGAGGAGUGGAGGGGUUACAUCCUGACUAUGGUCAAAAAGGAGAUCCCCGGUGACCUGCAGCUGCUGCCUGGACAGAUGAUGCUGCUGCUUGAGGCUCUGGAGUGGGAGAGAAGGAGAAACUCCACCGAGUCACAUCCGCCGCUCCCGCCCCGACCAUCCUUCCUCCCCUCGUCCUCGUCGUCAUCCUCCUCUCAACCAGCUGAUGACCAACCAGACUACAUCACCCCUGAUCUGCCUGCGUGCUUCUUCGAUGUGACGCGGCAGGAGGCUGAGAGGAUGCUGGAGGCAAACCCAGAAAAUGGAGGCAUCCUCCUCCGCCCAUCCAGCCUGAGAAACAACUACGCUGUGACCCUCAGACAACUGACACCCAGAGGACAUGUAAUGAAGAACUACAGAGUGGCCUGCACAAACUCAGGGUUUGUCAUUGAACUCAUCACAGCAGUGACGGUCUCCUCCUUGAAUGAAGUAUUGAAAUACUUCCUUGAAAAGACAGAGCACCGCCUUCAUCCCUACGUGACGCCUGAGCACUACGACACUCAAAUUGAGGUUUCACCGGCUCCAAACUGCAUCAGCAUCACCUCACCUCCAUCUAAUACAGUGCCCAAGGCACAAGUGGCGCCAAUGCUGCGGCCACAACCCCAAGAGAAGCUCGAGCUCCCUCCAACUAAACCAGCGGAGGAUGAGUAUUUGGUUCCUGAGGACGACAAGCCUGAUUAUCAAAACCUACAUAUGGAUUGAAGUGGCGAGGAGGAAGAAAAGUCCCACUCCUGCUCAGCACAGCGGACAAGGAGUCAAGCUGUUGUUACUUGUGCAGCCUUCAACUUCUGCAAGUUUCCAUGUGGGAUGACCAACUUCUGCUCUUUUGAGUGUUCUGAAAAUCCCUUAAAAAUGCCCUUAAGAUAGAAAAAUGUGGCAGCUAAAUUAAAAUGUUCUCGAUUACUCGAAGGGGGCACUGGCAAAG
Paralichthys olivaceus (Japanese flounder) is the source of this 1273-nucleotide messenger RNA. Its product is annotated as signal-transducing adaptor protein 1. NCBI's taxonomy places the organism in Eukaryota, Metazoa, Chordata, Actinopteri, Pleuronectiformes, Paralichthyidae. Gene Ontology annotation, biological process: cell surface receptor protein tyrosine kinase signaling pathway; positive regulation of B cell receptor signaling pathway. Gene Ontology annotation, molecular function: signaling adaptor activity; protein kinase binding. The record is from RefSeq and is a predicted model, not a curated record.